AUGCCCCCAAAGCAAGUUUGCAAAUACUACCAGCAAGGUAAUUGUCGAUAUGGCAACUCGUGCAAGUUUUUACAUUCAGAGCCCGUCAACGCUGGGCUAAAAGCUUUUCAGGAAAGAAACCCGGCAGAUGUGGCCAAAAUCAUCCAAGCAGACCUUAAAGAACUAAAGGAUUUCCAAAUACGACCCGCUCUAACUACAUACGGUGUCAAUGAGUACACUGCUAACAGUUUGAUUGAAGGAAGAGAUAUGUCGUUUGAAGAGCUCCGACUCAAGUACAUGGAGGCAGCCGCAACGAAUACGCUAGAUGCAUACAAUAAGGACCUUGAGUUGAGGCAAAAAGAUAUGGAAUACUGUAUUAACGAAAUCAAGAGUAAGGACUCUCUUGCGGCUCGGUACCAGCAAGUGGGAAUGACCAGGAAGGAUCAAUUGAAGCCAUUCAUACCCAAGACACUUGAGCAGAGCAUGAAUGAUUUAAGAAACAGUCAUAGUGGUUUUGGUGCGUCGUCUGGAUUUGGAUCAGCCAAUAGCAACUCUGGAUUUGGAUCUACUAAUAGCAACUCUGGAUUUGGAUCAUCGGGUUUUGGAUCAUCGGGUUUUGGAAACUCGGGUGCCUUUGGUUCUCAGACAACAUCGCCGUUUGGGCAACAAAAUACUCAGUCAUCAGCAUUUGGCAACCAGAACUCGGUAGGAGCCUUUGGAAAUCAAUCCACAGGAGGAGCCUUUGGAAAUCAAUCUACGGGAGGAGCCUUUGGGAAUCAAUCUACAGGAGGAGCCUUCGGAAGCCAGAAAACAGGUGGAGCCUUUGGGAACCAGAAUACAGGCAGUGCUUUUGGCAGCCAGAAUACAGGCGGUGUUUUCGGAAAUCAAAAUUCAAAAUCGGCGUUUGGCCUGUCGUCGAAUGGGACAUCAGGAGGAGCGUUUGGCUCCUCAGGCUUCGGUUCCUCUGGUUUUGGUUCAACAACUAGCAACAAUGCUUCGGGUAGUGCUUUUGGCACACUGGGCUUUUCAAACAACACAAGCGGGAACCCUAGUGGUUUUGGUGGUGCCUUUGGCUCCCAGAAUACAAAAGGAGCUUUCGGCUCCCAAAUAACCCUGACGGAUACCAAGCCGUUUGGGUCAAGUAGUGCUGGUGAGAACAAGUCUGCACAGCAGUCAACGCAACAAGGAACGGGCUUUGGCUCCAGCGGCUUUGGCCAGUCAGGGUUUGGCCAAUCUGGUUUUGGUCAGUCAGGGUUCGGACAAUCAGGAUUCGGACAAUCAGGAUUCGGACAAUCAGGAUUCGGACAAUCAGGGUUCGGCCAAUCAGGAUUUGGUCAGUCUGGAUUCGGAAAACCCGCUUUUGGCAGUUCUUCUGGCCAGUCAGCAUUUGGGUCAGCUAAUCAGUCUACCACGACAUCAGGUUUCGGACAGAGUGGUUUUGGUACAUCAGCUGAAAAUAAACCCUCACCCUUUGGCCAAGCAACAGAAUCAAAGGGAUCUCCUUUCGGACAAAGAUCAGAAACGAAGGCCUCGCCGUUUGGCCAAACCACAGAAACAAAAGCAUCUUCAUUUGGCCAAAGUGCUCCAUCGACAGCGUCUUCCUUUGGCCAGUUUGGUCAGGCAAAAGCUAGCACUGCAUCAACUCUGUCGCUGUCUACAUUUGGGCAAUCAGCUUUGGGAAAUACCACUUCAGAGCAAACAACCUCAAGUCCUUUUGGCCAGUCUUCUUCCAAGCCUGUGCAGACAUCUACGCAGAACCCAUUUGCAGCUACGAAACAGCCAGGUUCCACAAGUUCAUCAAAUCCCUCUAGUCAAAGUACCCAAGCCGGACUCGGAGCUUUUGGAGGAUUUUCCAGCACCUCAGCUAGCGAAGAUACUCUGUCGCCAUUUAAGAGAGAUUCACAAACUCCAGAAGCAUUAGCAAGCUCAUCAAAUAAAGCAAGUGAUCUUGUACCCCCAGCAUUUCAUGACCCGAUGUUUGAGCUCGGCAUGAUCCCCGAGUGUCCACCGCCAAAAAGCAACCAUGGCAUGAUUUGUGUGGAAUGUACAAACCCAGACAUCAAGCAGCUCUUCACAGAGUUCAAAAGCAAGUACAUUCAAAUGACAGUCUGUCCUAAAUGUGGAAAGUUGGCUGACAAGUAUAUCGAGUUCGAUUAUGUCAUUUUGUUCUUGGAUGUGCUUCUUUUGAAACCUCAGGCAUACCGACACUUGGCAUUCAACGUUGUGGAGGAGUCACUUUUCUUCAUCACAGACGACAUUCCUUUCUUUGAAAGGUAUAAGAAACUUUUGCGGUAUGCUACUCUCACAAUCCUCUUUGAAGUGUACCUCAAUUGGGCAUACGAAGAAAGAAAUGAUAUCCACAGCGUGAUAGUGGCACAAAUUUUGCAGAAACCAAUACCACUUCAGUACAUGUUUUUCAUUUUCCAGCAAUUGGCAGAGAGAAUUGUUCUCUGUGUUCUUAUAGACAAAUUGCUCAGAACAUUUGCGGGGUGGGGGAGAAACCCGAACAGGAACCUUCCUGAGAAAUUUCACAGAGGAUAUUUUGUAUCAGUACUUUUACUGACAGUAUUCAUGUCACUUUCCAUUAAAUGCAUCCCCAUAAUCAUGUUGAUAUGGCCGUACGAUAAUCCGCAGGUGGCAUCCGUGGUGGUGGACAUUCUUGGUUUGGCCAACACCAUAGAAGCCCUACGGUUGAUCGUGGGAUCCUCAUACAUUCUGAUAUCAACUAUUGUCAUAGUUGCAACGUUGGUGCUGAAUUUGUUUCGUAAAUUGGCUGUCAGCCUCUUAUUGACUGCUUUCACAGAGCAUCGUUUUAGCUACCUAUUCGCGAGCGAGCUCUGGCCAUGGUUAAAGCUAGUGCGCUUCUGA
Molecule: messenger RNA, 2847 nt
Organism: Candidozyma auris
Lineage: Eukaryota; Fungi; Ascomycota; Pichiomycetes; Serinales; Metschnikowiaceae
Gene: ARV1
Product: sterol homeostasis protein
Exons: 2
Coding region: 1-2847 (948 amino acids)
Biological process (GO): intracellular sterol transport
Molecular function (GO): metal ion binding
Source: RefSeq, a predicted model, not a curated record